CUAGGACACAACCAAUGGUCAGCGAAAAUAAACCUGUCGGUCUUCCAAAACGCCCUUCGAACGCUAUGUCUUGCUCGGCCUACAGCUCGAAACGCACAUCUGAACUCUGCUCGACGUUCUCGAGGUAAUCCCAAUCGAGUAAUUUACCGACUACGACGAUUUCUCGAGCAGACUUUGGCGCUACCUACUUGUCUCGUUCAGCCAAUUCUGCACUGGAUAUCACCUCAAUUUGGUUCUACGUGCAACCGAGAAUCAGGUGGUUUUCAUUUGACCAGUUCUUGCCAAGUUUUCUCAAGAAAGGACUGCGCUUACACUCUGUGUCGUUCGCUCUGUCCGCAGCAAGCUACGUUAUCACAAAGAGCCGAAAGUGGAACACCGGGGAAAAGCUGGCAAACACUGUAUCAAAUUAUAUUGGAGCUAGUGACGCGCGGGAUAGGCGUCAACGCCCGCAGUCCCGCCGAGUUUAACUUUGGGAAGUCCUAUCCUUCAGUAAGCACGUAAACAUGGUAACGUAUUGCAUAGGUCUUGCAUUCAUUCGCGGCAAAACGGGGGCAGGUGGGGCGAGCUUUCCAAGGGUAUCGUCCAAUUCCGAUCCAAAGUGCGAGGCUGAACGCAGACAAUAUCAUAUUCUGGCCUUGGAAGAGCAGAGAAACAACCUCGUAUUUUCCGGCACCUCGUACGCACAUUGUUUUCCCGUAUUUUUACCAUGCUGCGCCUCGCACUCGUAUAUAAACACUCAUAUCGCAGUUACCUGCCGAACAGACAGCGAACGCUUGCGUGCUUGCCACCUCCCUCUCAACGACGCAGACCACAACUACUAUCAGCCCUUUCAGCACGAUGAACGGCGAAUCCAAGGACUCCGCUCCUACUCCGUCCUUCGUCUCAAAGAAUCAGCUGGUCUUCGACAAGAUCCCCAUCGUCGACUGGGCCGUGUCCGAGUCCGACCCUGCCAUAUUCUAUGAACAGCUUCGCAGCGCAUUCGAGGACGUCGGCUUCGGCAUGUUCAUCAACGUCCCUGGAUUUGACGACGAGUUCCAGCAGAAGAUUUUCGCCCAUGCCGAUCAGCUGUACAGCAAGCCACAGGCAUGGAAGGAUGCUAUAUCGACAGCCAAGUCAAAUGCUCUGCGGGGCUACUUCCGCGGCGAUGAUAUUGCAGGAGACAACAAGGCGCACUCUGAAGGGUAUCGAUUCGGAACCGAACUCCCGGUGCCGGUGGCGCAAGGGGACGAGGAAAUUCCGUUCUACCGGAAGUUGCAAGAAGGCCCCAACCAAUGGCCCGCGGAGGCCGACAUGCCGGGAUUCCGGCUGGCCAUCGAAACACUAUUCGAACGUUACAUCUCGCUCAAUCUCAAGCUCAACAAACACAUCUGCACCCUUCUCGACAUCCCUGAGGCGGUCCUGGACGAGUAUUACACGGAUUUCGUCGACUUCACGAGCGUAAUCUGGCACUACCUGCCGCUCACGCCUGAGAUGCAGGCGACGGCCAAGAAUGGAUUCGUCAAGGGCAUGCACGAGCACCGUGACCCGUCGACGUUGUACAACUGCCUGAUUCAGUCGCGCCCUGGGCUGCAAGUUCAGAAUCACGCUGGGGAGUGGAUCGACGUCCCUCUGGUCAAAGGCGGUGUUGUCUGCAACAUUGGUCUGCAGCUGAUGAAGCUGACUGGCGGGAAGUUCGUUGCGACGACCCACCGCGUCAACACCCUGAAGAUCGACAAGGACCGCUACACAAUCCCGUACGCGUUCUCCACUCGCCUCGAGAAGCCUGUGUUGCCGCUGCCGAAGUUCGUCGGCGGCGACGCUGCCAAGUACCACGUCCCUCCGAACCCCAAGAUCGUGAGGUUGCUGAGCAUCGAGAACCCGUUGGUACGCGGCGGUUACGCUCGUUUGACCCUGUUCCCGGCGGCUUCGAAGAAGCUGUAUCCGAAAGAGUGGGCUGAGGCUAAGGAGAUGGGUAUUCUCUAAGUCUCGUGCUGUCUAUUAGCCCUCGUGAUUGGAAACUAUGUCGCUAUGUUCUUAUGCCCUGUACUUAUAUCUCCGUCUAUUUCGGCUCCAGUGUACCGUCCUGUAAAUUU
This is a messenger RNA of Phanerochaete carnosa HHB-10118-sp, 2072 nucleotides long. RefSeq lists its product as uncharacterized. NCBI's taxonomy places the organism in Eukaryota, Fungi, Basidiomycota, Agaricomycetes, Polyporales, Phanerochaetaceae. The coding region runs from base 838 to 1962 and encodes 374 amino acids. The record is from RefSeq and is a predicted model, not a curated record. The transcript is spliced from 5 exons.